GCUGCAGAGCUCGGAUCCUCUCCUCUCCCCGGCCGCUCUCAGACCUGUGCGUCCUGCUGGGCCAUGGAGCCAGCCCCCGACGCCGAGGAGGCGCGCUCUGUGCGCGAGGCGCUGGGCCGCUAUGAGGCGGCGCUGGAGGGCGCAGUGCGCGCCCUGCACGAGGACAUGCAGGGGCUGCAGCGCGGCGUGGAGCGGCGCGUGGCCGAGGCGCUGCGCCUGGCCGGCCCGUUGGCGCGCACCGUGGCCGAGCUGCAGCGCGACAACCAGCGGCUGCAGGCGCAGCUCGAGCGCCUGACGCGCCAGGUGGAGGCGCUGGGCUUGGCGAGCGGGCUGUCCCCCGCGCCCGGCACGCCCAGCCCCCCGCCUGCGCCCGGGGUUCCGGACCGCGCGCCCCGCCUGGGCACCGCACGCUUCGCCAGCCACGCCACCUUCUCGCUGUCGGGCCGCGGCCAGAGCGUGGAUCAUGACGAAGCCAGUGAGUUGGAGAUGAGAAGGAGCUCAAACUCGUGUGUCAUCGAGAAUGGGCACCAGCCGGGGGCAGGUCCCGGUGAUGGACCCCCUGAGGUUGCCCACACCUUCCCAGCACCGGAGCCCCCCAAGCCUCGCCCUGUGAGCCUCUCCUUGCGGCUUCCCCACCAGCCCGUCACAGCUGUCACCCGAGUCUCUGAGAGGUUCUCUGGGGAGACCUCAGCUGCAGCUCUAUCGCCCACAUCUGCUGCCAUCCUGGGGGGCCUCACCCCAAGCCCCAGUGAGGUCCCCACACCCUGGACCCCCAGUCCCAGCGAGAAGAAUUCCCCUUUCACGGGGUCUUUGUCGAGCUCUGGCUUUGGGGCGGUGGCAGCAAGCAAACGCAGUGACAGCCCACCGCUGGUGACGCCUCCCCAGUCGCCCGCGUCCCCGCAGCCACCAGCCACGACUCAGGUCCAUCGCCGGGGGGAGCGUCGCAGGGAGCUGGUGAGGUCGCAGACGCUGCCCCGCACCUCGGGGGCGCAGGCCCGGAAGGCGCUGUUUGAGAAGUGGGAGCAGGAUACGGGGGGCAAGGGGAGAGGGGAGGCCCGGGCCAAGCUGAAGCGGUCACAGAGCUUUGGCGUGGCCAGUGCCAGCAGCAUCAAGCAGAUCCUGCUCGAGUGGUGUCGCAGCAAGACCCUGGGCUACCAGCACGUGGACCUGCAGAACUUCUCCUCCAGCUGGAGCGACGGCAUGGCCUUCUGCGCCCUGGUGCACUCCUUCUUCCCUGACGCCUUCGACUAUAACAGCCUGAGCCCCACGCAGCGGCAGAAGAACUUUGAGCUGGCCUUCACCAUGGCCGAGAAUCUGGCGAACUGUGAGCGCCUGAUCGAAGUGGAGGAUAUGAUGGUGAUGGGCCGCAAGCCGGACCCCAUGUGCGUCUUCACCUACGUGCAGUCGCUGUACAACCACCUGCGUCGCUUUGAGUGAGGCCCCCGGCCCUGAGAGCCAAAGAGCAACCCCAGGGAGAGACUGCGGGGUGUCGUGGGCCACUCCGGGGCUGCCUGCGUUCCCCAGUCCGAUGGCCCCGAGCAGAGCUGCCUUGCGGUGUGAACGAGCUGUUUGUUCUGCGGUGUGUGACUGCUGAGCUGUGCUCUGACAGUGCUGAUCACAGCCAAGGGCUCGAAGGAGAAGGGAAAAUUAUCAGAGAGAGAGAAAUUGGUGCUAAGUAACGAUCUUCCCAAAGAAAUGCUUGUCUCUUGUAGAUCCCGGGACACUAAAUUACGAUUUUCCCUCUGGUGAAUUUGAUACGUCGGCUUUACAGGGUCACAUUGAUUACCAAAUGUUUUUUAUCAAAAUACCCAGAGUUUUUUACUUCCUCACACUAUUGUAGGUCCCUUUCCUCCCUCCCUCUGGGCCGCUGCCAGGAAACAGAGAGACUGCUUAAUCAGCAGCUUGACAAAGAAGGCCGGAGUCUUGGGAAGAAACAGUUUAAUCACUCCCAAGACCUGGGCAACAGAUGACCUUCGAGUCACCUCCGCUCUCUGGGGGAGGUGGGAGGGCUCUCGCCUUGGUCCCAAAGUGCUCCUGUUCUUCCCAGGAGGCCCCACAAGUGUUUGGCUAAGAAUAGGCUCUCGGGAAGUUAACACUUUUGGGGAAGUUAGGCCUUUUGUGCUGAGAGAGAGUUUUUAUUCACAUCUUUUAGGGGAUUUGCUGCAGAUAUUUAUAAAAAGUAACUCCGUCUGUACCGUUGACCCAUUUGUACAUAAAAAGAUGUGUUGAACUUUG
Messenger RNA from Lemur catta (Ring-tailed lemur), 2235 nucleotides. It is a transcript of the gene SMTNL2, whose product is annotated as smoothelin like 2. Gene Ontology annotation, molecular function: protein phosphatase 1 binding; tropomyosin binding. Gene Ontology annotation, biological process: positive regulation of vasoconstriction; actin cytoskeleton organization. Lineage: Eukaryota; Metazoa; Chordata; Mammalia; Primates; Lemuridae. The record is from RefSeq and is a predicted model, not a curated record. Gene Ontology annotation, cellular component: M band; filamentous actin; microtubule organizing center.